AUGAAAGAGAAACUCCAUGAAGUUAUUUUACUCCAGGCACCUAUAAAGGUGCAACACAUGGCUACUACGCACACUCUAAUGGCUUAUGCAUCUAUCAAUCUAUCUAUCUAUCUAUCUAUCAAUCUAUCUAUCUAUCUAUCUAUCUAUCUAUCUAUCUAUCAAUCUAUCUAUCUGUCUAUCGAUCGAUCCAUCUAUCUAUCUCAUUCAAUUUUUCUUCUUCUAUUAUUAUUAAAGAUUAUAUUCUUAUCCUCUUCUACUUAUUAUUAUAAUUCUUUAUUUUCUUCUUCUUAUUAUUGUAAUUAUUUUUCUUCUUCUUCUUCAUCUCUUCUACUUAUUAUUAUUAUUCCUCUUCUACUUAUUAUUGUAAUUAAAAUUAUUAUUAUUAUUUGCCUCAAGAUUAUUAAUUAUUUUCUUCUUCUUCUUCUUCAUCUUCUAUUAUUAUUCCUCUUCUACUUAAAUAAUUAUUUUUCUUCUUCUUCUUCUUCUAUUUUUAAUUAUUAUUAUUAUUAUUUUUUAAGAAUUAUUAUUAUUAUUAUUCCUCUUUACUUAUUAUUACCAUUAUUUUUUCUUGUCUUCUUCUUCUUCAAUCUUCUUCUACUUCUUCUUCUAUUAUUAUUAUUAUUAAGAUUUAUUAUUCCUCUUCGACUUAUUAUUGUAAUUAUUUUCUUCUUCUUCUUCUUCUUCAUCUUCUUCUACUUAUUAUUAUUAUUAUUAAGAUUAUUACUAUUCUUCUUUAUUAUUAUUCUUCUUCUUUUCAUUAUUAUUAUUAUUAUUUUUUACUAUUUUCUUCUUCUUCUUCUUCUUCUUCUUCUACUUAUUAUUAUUAUUAUUAGAUUAUUACUAUUAUUCCUCUUCUACUUAUUAUUAUUUUACUAUUAUUCCUCUUCUACUUAUUAUUAUUUUUCUUCUUCUUCUUUCUUCAUCUUCUUCUUAUUAUUAUUAUUAAGAUUUUACUAUUAUUCUUUCUUCUUCUUCUUCUUCUUCUUUCUUAUUAUUAUUAAGAUUUUUACUAUUAUUUUUCUACUUAUUAUUAUUCCUCUUCUACUUAUUAUUAUAAUUAUUUUCUUCUUCUUUUUCUUCAUCUUCUUCUACUUAUUAUUAUUAUUAUUAAGAUUUUUACUUUAUUCCUAUUAUUCCUCUUCUUCUUCUUCAUCUUCUUCUACUUAUUAUUAUUAUUAUUUUUUUUAUUCCUCUUCUUCUUCUUCUUCUUCAUCUUCUUCUACUAUUAUUUUAUUAUUAUUAUUUUCUUCCUCUUCUACUUCUUCUUCAUCUUCAUUACUUUUAUUAUUUUUUACUUUAUUCCUCUUCUACUUAUUAUUGUAA
Molecule: messenger RNA, 1323 nt
Organism: Acanthosepion pharaonis
Lineage: Eukaryota; Metazoa; Mollusca; Cephalopoda; Sepiida; Sepiidae
Source: the annotation of a GenBank genome assembly